Eutrema salsugineum is the source of this 2486-nucleotide messenger RNA. RefSeq names its product cysteine-rich receptor-like protein kinase 2. Gene Ontology annotation, molecular function: ATP binding; protein kinase activity. Lineage: Eukaryota; Viridiplantae; Streptophyta; Magnoliopsida; Brassicales; Brassicaceae. Gene Ontology annotation, biological process: protein phosphorylation. The record is from RefSeq and is a predicted model, not a curated record. Bases 368 to 2314 code for a protein of 648 amino acids. The transcript is spliced from 7 exons.
CAUCAACAUGAAUACAUGAUCGUGCUGGUUUCCAAGUGUGAAUCCGAGAAGAAACUUCCACAUUUUUUCUCUCUCUCGAAGAUAUCCAAAAAUCUCAUAAGAAAAACAGAAAAAAAAAUUAACUUUUUGACUAACCAGUAGAGAGAGAAAGACAGCAAGUUAGGUUGACUAUUACACACACCCAUUUGAUCAAAGAAGUCUAAGCUGUUGAAAAAUUCAACUCUUUCAAUUUCCUCAAUAUCAUCAUUCCUUUCCUUCUUCAAUCUAUGCUUCUUCCUCUUUCCCAAUUUCAAACCCUGAAACAAAACACAGAACCCUUGAUCGAAACAAAAGGAGUUCUCUUUCAAUCAACCAAAAAACAUAAGAAAUGAAGAAAGAACCAACUCAUCUCCAUCCUCUGUAUCUUCCAUGUCUCUUGAUGUUUCUUCUUUCAUCACUCCGUCCAAUCACCGGAGACGCAAGGGCUCGAACCGUUAAAGUCAAUUGCUCACCACUCCCGGAGCACAACGAAACCGUCUACGUCCCCAAUUUCGUAGCCACAAUGGAGAAAAUCAGCCAACAAGUUCAAACCAGCGGUUUCGGAGUCGCUCUCACCGGUUCAGGACCAGACGCUAACUACGGUCUCGCUCAGUGCUACGGAGACCUCCCUUUAAACGACUGUGUCCUCUGCUACGCAGAAGCAAGAACGAUUCUUCCACAGUGUUAUCCUCAAAACGGAGGUCGAAUCUUCCUCGACGGUUGUUUCAUGAGAGCUGAGAACUACAGCUUCUACAACGAAUUCAAAGGACCUGAAGAUAGCGUCGUGUGUGGGAACACGACGAGAAAGAAGUCGACUUUCGGGGACGCCGUGAGACAAGUGCUGAGGAAAGCUGUUGGUGAGGCUCCUGGGAAUGGAGGGUACGCUCGUGCGUCUGCAAACGCUGGUGAAUCUGAAGAAUCUGCGUUUGUGUUGGCGAAUUGCUGGAGAAACUUGAGUCCUGAGUCUUGUAAACAGUGUUUGGAGAAUGCUUCUGCUUCUGUGGUUAAUGAGUGCUUGCCAUGGUCAGAGGGACGUGCGCUUCACACUGGAUGUUUUCUUAGGUACUCUGAUCAAGAUUUCUUGAAUAAGAUACCAAGAAACGGAAGAUCCAGAGGCUCUGUAGUAGUGAUUGUGGUCUCUGUUCUUAGCUCUGUGGUUGUCUUCAUGGUUGGAAUAGCAAUAGGAGUUUAUAUCUGCAAACACCGAACCAUACAGAAGAAGAGAAGAGGACCAAAUGAUGUCGAAAAAAUGGCCAAAACGCUAACGGACAGUAGCUUGAACUUCAAAUACUCGACAUUGGAGAAGGCCACAGGAUCAUUUGACAGCGCGAACAAGCUUGGACAAGGUGGAUUUGGAACUGUCUAUAAGGGGGUUCUUCCUGAUGGACGAGACAUUGCUGUGAAACGGUUAUUCUUCAACAACAGACACAGAGCAGCAGAUUUCUACAAUGAAGUAAACAUUAUCAGCAGUGUUGAACAUAAGAACCUUGUCAGGCUGCUUGGUUGCAACUGCUCAGGACCAGAGAGUCUCCUCGUCUAUGAAUACCUUCAGAACAAGAGCCUUGAUCGAUUCAUCUUCGAUGUUAACAGAGGCAAAACGCUAGACUGGCAGAGACGAUAUGUGAUCAUUGUUGGAACCGCUGAAGGGUUGGUGUAUUUGCACGAGCAGUCGACUGUGAGAAUUAUCCACAGAGACAUUAAAGCAAGCAAUAUCCUGCUAGAUUCAAAGCUUCAAGCUAAAAUCGCUGACUUUGGCCUGGCUAGAUCUUUCCAGGAGGAUAAGAGCCAUAUCAGCACUGCCAUUGCAGGGACCUUGGGUUAUAUGGCUCCGGAGUACUUGGCACAUGGUCAGCUAACAGAGAAAGUCGAUGUCUACAGCUUCGGAGUUCUUGUGCUAGAGAUUGUAACUGGAAAGCAGAACACCAAAAGCAAAAUGUCAGAUUACUCAGACAGUUUGAUUACAGAAGCAUGGAAGCAUUUUCAAUCAGGAGAGUUAGAGGAAAUAUAUGAUCCAAACCUGAACUGGAAGAAUCAAAAUGACAGUAUCUCUAUCAAAAAGGAGAUAGUGAGGGUUGUUCAAAUAGGUCUCUUGUGCACUCAAGAAAUCGCAUCGCUAAGACCAUCCAUGUCAAAGGUGUUGCGGAUGCUAAAGAACAAAGAUGAAAACUUGCCGUUGCCAAGUAAUCCUCCGUUUAUGGAUGAAAGAAUCAUGGAGUUCCGAGAUGGUUCUGAUGGAGAUUCAGCUGCUUGUGCAUCUCUUGCCACUAUCGCGCAAAGUUCCUUUUAUGGUAGAUGAUGAGCCUUUGAAAGAAUGGUACUAUAAGAACAACUAAAAGCACAAAAAUCAAAACUUUUUGUAUAAAACCAGUGAGAGAAGCUAUAGCUAGUAUAGAUAUAUAGAUGUGAAAUUGAGUAAUCUGUAUAACGUAUGAAGAUAUGCAAUGGCGAUAGUGAGUUCAUUUGUGUAA